GGCAUCAGGAUAACUGUAUGCUCAUGUCAAAAUCUACUUCAGCCAUUAGGUUUGUCCCUGACUCCUGGGUGAGUGGGCGUUGUCUGUGUGGUAAGAGACAUGGGCAUGAAGCAUCAGGAAAUGCGUCAUAUUGUCAUCACUGUAAUAUUACAGGAAUUGCAGCCAUUCCUUACUUCUACCUAUGGCUAGAACCUUUAUAAAGUGAACAACUAUGUCUCUCCAUCCAGUCUCAGCGUGCUACAAAGCCCGUCAGUCAUGAGGAUCCAUUUCCUUCUCUUCGCAUUGCUCUUUCUGUUCUUGAUGCCUGUUCCAGGAAAUGGAGGAAUAAUAAAUAUGUUACAAAAAUCUUAUUGCAAAAUAAGAAAGGGCCGGUGUGCUUUGCUUGGCUGCCUUCCAAAGGAGGAACAGAUAGGCAGCUGUUCUGUGAGUGGCCGAAAAUGCUGCCGGAAAAAGAAAUGAAAAAUCCAGAAACAAGAUGACAAUGUUGGAAAUUGCAAAAAUGCCUCCUUGAAGUUUAUAGAAGCAAAAACAAAUUAA
Molecule: messenger RNA, 537 nt
Organism: Equus caballus (horse)
Lineage: Eukaryota; Metazoa; Chordata; Mammalia; Perissodactyla; Equidae
Product: beta-defensin 103A
Biological process (GO): cell chemotaxis; defense response to bacterium
Cellular component (GO): extracellular region
Molecular function (GO): chemoattractant activity; CCR6 chemokine receptor binding
Source: RefSeq, a predicted model, not a curated record